Pollicipes pollicipes is the source of this 290-nucleotide messenger RNA. RefSeq names its product serine dehydratase-like. Gene Ontology annotation, biological process: L-serine catabolic process; L-threonine catabolic process. Gene Ontology annotation, molecular function: threonine deaminase activity; L-serine ammonia-lyase activity. NCBI's taxonomy places the organism in Eukaryota, Metazoa, Arthropoda, Thecostraca, Pollicipedomorpha, Pollicipedidae. The record is from RefSeq and is a predicted model, not a curated record. The transcript has 4 exons. Bases 6 to 290 code for a protein of 94 amino acids.
UCGCGAUGGAGACGGAGGGCGCCGAUUGCUUCAGCAAAGCGCUGGAGGCCGGGAAGCCGGUGGUCUUGAGUGGUAUCACCAGCCUGGCCAAGUCACUGGGAGCGCUGCAGGUGUCGGACCGGCUGCUGGAGUGGUCCCGGCGGCGGCCGGUGCUCAGCGGGGUGGUGACCGAUCGGCAGGCGGUGGACGCCUGCGCUCGUCUGGCAGCCGAUCACCGGCUGCUGGUGGAGCCGGCCUGCGGCGUCACGCCCGACAUGCUGCUCCACUGGCAGACGCUCACGGCCGCCUGA